Stylonychia lemnae is the source of this 2526-nucleotide messenger RNA. Lineage: Eukaryota; Ciliophora; Spirotrichea; Sporadotrichida; Oxytrichidae. The record is from the annotation of a GenBank genome assembly.
AUGCUUUCCAUUGAAUGCUUUAUGAAAGCUGAGUAAAAUACAGAGAACAUCGAUUUCAUUUAGCUUUUGAAAUCUGAUAACACUCCUAAUAAUGAAAUGUUGUAAGGAUCACCGAUAAUUUAACAAUAAACGGUCGAUAAUCCUUAUUCAGCCACCAAUUAAAAUGUUAAAUAAAAUCAAUUCGACUUUGCCUUUAAUGAAUCAAAUUCUUAAAGUUCUAUGGUAGUAUUUGAUAAGAAACCAAGUUUUGCCGGCUAAUCUUUCUAAUCAUCGAAUGUUGAUUCUUAGCACUAAUUUAGCGAUAGAUAAUAUAAUCCUUAACCGUUUAGCUGUGGAAAUAUUAGUCCUUUAAGAGAAACUUAAGAUAGUGAAAGAUUCAAUCCAAUUCACAGUAUGCCUAGAUAAAUUGAAUAAAAUUCUCGAGUAUUUGGGCAAGACCAUAAGACCCCAUUCUAAAAUAUUUAAAAUCUUAUCAAACUUAACACUGCUAUUGGAAAUACUUAGGACUAUUCUCAGUUUAUCCAUCUCGAUCAGAUCUCAAAGAUUAGUCCAAAUAAAAAGGCAAGAGCAAACAAGGUCCAAAAUGAAAAUGAAAUACAAAUGCCCGCUAAGGUAUUUGAAAUAAAGCCAGAUAGAGUAGUUUAGAAAGUUCAUAAGAUAGAUGAAGGAAAAUUGAAAUAAAAUAAAAUAUCAGUGUUUUAAAUGAACUAUGCUGCUAAAAAGAUUCAAAGAUUUUUCAAAACUUAUCUGAUAUGGCAGAAGUUUAUUAUGAUGCGAUAAAAUGAUGAUAAAUAUCUGAUGAAAUUGCAAAACUAGGCUAGAGCUGCUCAAAUCAUUAAAAGAUCUGUUACUCGCCAUAUGUUAUGCAAAUAAGUAAGAGCUUAGCUGUAAAAACUAAAAAGUUCAGUCAUUUUGAUUUAAAAAUUUUGGAAAUCAAAACAGUUUAGAAAGCUUAUAUAGAGAAGACUGAAAGCAAAACAACUUAUAUUAAGCUUAUUCUUAGGUUGGAGAACAAGAAUCAUCACAUCCUUACUUGCUGCUGAGAUUUAAGAAUAUGUGCAUUAAGAGAAUACAGACGACAGAAGCAAUUUAAAGACGAAAUUCCUAAAUUUUUAUGAUUAGAUUCUUGAGGAAGAUUUAUGGUUUGUCAAGCACAGAUAAGCAUUCUAUCAACGAUAGAAUCAAUUAAAGAAAAAGACAGUCAAAAUUUCUAUACCAGAAGAAGUAUCCCCUAUUAGAGAAAAUGAUCCACCUCAGCCAAGAUCAUAUAUUUCCUCUAAUACCAAGCCUAAAAUUUAGUAGCAAUCAAGUGUGUAGAUGGUGGUGAGAUAAGAAAAGUUCAUAGAUUGGAAUGCAAUUGCGAUUGCUAGAAACAGAAGUCCUACCAACCUUCUAACAAGACCAGUAUCGUCAAUGACUGAAAUGAUCCCAAUUUAAAGCCCUAAAAAUCAAAAUAUGACAAUGUCUAGAUCAAAUUCUAAGGCCAAGAUACUAACUUAGACAGUACUAAAUGCUUCAUUGAAUGAUCCUUUAAGAAGAGCUAGGCUCCAAAGAUCUCCUCAGCAGUUAUCACAAACUAAUCUGAAAAGAUCUUAAAAUUCUCAUUUGAAUGAUUCUGCAUUAAUAGGCAUUUAACCUGUAAGAUAAGAGUCUAGAAAUAGAGUGAAUACCAAUGUCUAAAGUAUGAGAAGUAAAGAAAGGUUAAAUCCAUUGCAAACAAAAAAACCAAUACCUAAACCUAUUUAAGAAACAAAUUAAGAUAAAAAAUCAAUAGAAAGACUUAAUAAUAGUCAUCUAAUGAAUAAAACUUAGAAGCCCAACAAUCAGCAUGAAUGUGAGAGAUACAUGAGAAAGUCUAUUGCAGGAACAGAGUCAGAAAUUCUUAAUCAACUUAAUUUGUCAUCUUGCUCAAAGCUUGACAAGUCUAUUAAUUAAAACACGCCUAACAUGAAACAGCCUAAGAUCAAUAAGUAGCUUUUACAACAGUUCAUAAAAAAAGAGGAAAGACAAGAUAAAAAUGGACCUUCAUAAAAUCAGCAAAGACUCUCUGUAAGCAAAUCUAGAACUCAUCACAGAUACAACUCUUAGCAACUAGAUAACUCGACUCCUAUCGUAAAUCAGUCAUGCAAUAGUUUAUGCUAUUCAAAGGAUAACGAAUCUUAGAUUUACAACCAACAAAAUAUCUCAAUGGUUAUUGAGAAGCAGGGAAUCAUUCCUAAAUACAAGAAAUGCUUGAAUGAAAUAGAGAGUCUUCUCGAGUCCUUAUUCGAUACUAAAUAGCAAGAGGCAAAUGAUAAUAAGAGUCUAGGUAGGGGCUGUAACAAUGAUUAGAAACUAAAAAAUGAUCAAAAAUUCAAUGUAAGAUAACCUAACAUUAAUUUUAAUAUCUGCUUUAGAAACUUAUUAAUGAUCUCAGAAUUCAAUACAGUAAUGCUUCUAAAAAUAAGGCUUGAAGGACUCACCUUAAUCUAUUAUUUUGUGGAUUAUAUUUUGAUUACCCUACAUUUUCUGAAUUAAAAGUUAUGA